UCUGUAAGACAUGUAUCGUGCGCUACUUGGAGACCAGCAAGUAUUGUCCUAUCUGUGAUGUCCAAGUUCACAAAACUCGACCUCUUUUGAAUAUAAGGUCAGAUAAAACUCUCCAAGAUAUUGUAUACAAGCUAGUACCAGGCCUUUUCAAAAAUGAAAUGAAAAGAAGAAGGGAUUUUUAUGCUGCUCAUCCAUCAGCUGAUGCUGCCAAUGGCUCUAAUGAAGACAGGGGAGAAGUGGCUGACGAAGACAAAAGAAUUAUAACAGACGACGAGAUAAUAAGCUUAUCCAUUGAAUUCUUUGACCAGAAUAGACUGGAACGAAAAGGAAACAAGGAGAAGGACAAAUCAAAGGAAGAGGUGAAUGACAAAAGAUACUUGCGCUGCCCAGCAGCAAUGACAGUGAUGCAUCUAAGAAAGUUCCUGCGGAGUAAAAUGGAUAUACCUAACACUUUCCAGAUCGAUGUGAUGUACGAAGAGGAGCCUCUGAAGGAUUACUACACCCUAAUGGAUAUUGCCUACAUCUACACCUGGAGGCGGAACGGGCCUCUGCCCCUAAAAUACCGUGUCCGACCUACUUGCAAGAGGAUGAAGAUCAGUCACCAGAGGGAAGGCCUGAAUAAUAGCGGAGAGCUGGAAAGUGACUCUGGGAGCGACAAGGCGAGCAGCCCGGCGGGGGGCGUCCCCUCCACCUCCUCCUGUUUGCCCAGCCCCAGCACGCCGGUCCAGUCUCCUCACCCCCAGUUUCCCCACAUCUCCAGCACCAUGAACGGCACCAGCAGCAGCCCCAGCAGUAACCACCAGUCCUCCUUUACCAACAGAGUGCGGAAAACGUCGAUAAAUGGCUCCUCGGCCACUUCAUCUGGUUGACAUGCCAACCAGGCUACCACCCCCACCCCUCCUUUAUAUAGAUCUCUCCAUGCCAUUACAGCUUUAUAGAUGCUAAUCCAUGUGACUAUCGUCCAAAUUGCUUUCUUAAGUAGUGACACUGAACUUGGCUAUAAAAGGCAGACUGGGUGACAUUCAGGAUGGACGCUAAUGGAAACGCGAGAUUGAAAUGUAAAUUGUUUUCAGAGGACUGGGAAGCAAACAAAAGUGACACCUUCACCUGCUCUGAGUGAUGCGGAGUUGUUUCCGUCCCCAUCAUCUGGACUCGGGAGUCUCCAGAAGCCGAUACAAAUCCCGGGAAGCAGUUUGUUAAUCCAGACUAACUCCUCCAUUGCGUUCUCUUUGAUUGUUUGUUCUUACGCUGUUUUGUGAACCUGUAGGAAGCAAGUGCUUUUUCAUCUUGAAAUCCAACAAAAUGGAAAGAAUAUGCAUAGAAUAAUGCAUAUAUGUAGCCAUGUCACUGUGAAUAA
This is a messenger RNA of Merops nubicus (carmine bee-eater), 1357 nucleotides long. RefSeq names its product BMI1 proto-oncogene, polycomb ring finger (gene BMI1). Gene Ontology annotation, molecular function: promoter-specific chromatin binding. Gene Ontology annotation, cellular component: PRC1 complex. The annotation marks the transcript as partial. Gene Ontology annotation, biological process: negative regulation of transcription by RNA polymerase II. NCBI's taxonomy places the organism in Eukaryota, Metazoa, Chordata, Aves, Coraciiformes, Meropidae. The transcript has 8 exons. The record is from RefSeq and is a predicted model, not a curated record.